Cucurbitaria berberidis CBS 394.84 is the source of this 936-nucleotide messenger RNA. RefSeq lists its product as uncharacterized. Bases 1 to 936 code for a protein of 311 amino acids. The record is from RefSeq and is a predicted model, not a curated record. NCBI's taxonomy places the organism in Eukaryota, Fungi, Ascomycota, Dothideomycetes, Pleosporales, Cucurbitariaceae. The transcript has 3 exons.
AUGCGCUCCUCCACCACUUCUACGGAUUCGGGCCUCAACGCCCCACAUAACAAUGUGGCGACAACUCAAGAAACAAAUACCGAAACGCCUACUCAGCAGCUCGCCGAAUCUCAUGCAGCUCAAAGAGACUUGGAAAGGCGCAUAGCCGAACUUCACGAAGCCCAUGCACGAAGCGUUCAUGAAAUCAACCGUCACAUGGAACGAAAGACUAGUGAUCUUCUGCGGGAGUUAGAGCAGCAUAAGAAACGUGAAGCCGCCAUUCAGGCAAUGUUCGUGCAGAACUAUGAGAAAGAGCAGGAGCUAGCGCGUAAGGUGCAUGAGCUUGAGGCACAGAACGCUACGCUGCAAGAGAAGGAGCAGCCAAAGGUUGACAAAUCCAUCGCUGCGCUGGAAGAAUCGUCAAAGCAGAACGAUGACUCUUGCGACAACUAUCCCGGCUUAGAGAAAGGUAUCACCAUCUUCUCACUGGCCGACAGCGUGAAAAAAUUCGGGGUCAGUGCAGACCAUAAGCGGCCCAAAUGGUUCGAUGGCUAUAACGUAGAUUUGUUGCGUCGGCACGACUACUAUAAGGGUUGGCUCGACUGCAUGAGAGCAUUCGACGAUAAAGCAGCAGCUGGACGAGGGUCUCUCUCUGCCGAAGACACGGAUCAUGUCUUUGAUGUUGAAUCUCCCUUUCAAGCUGGGUGUAGUGUUGGGGCGCUUUUCUCCUGGAGCGCCCUCUGCAACGCCCAUGGGGUGCCACAGCGAGACAACCGGCUCGACGAUCGACAGUGGUUCCUUGAAGACCUGGUGCCUAAGACACCGCUGGACGAUCUGCGUUUCUGGGAGGGAGUCCAGGCUGGUAAGAAUGCAGUCGAGCCAAUUUUCUUGGAGACCAUGAGGAACGAUAGCUGGCAAACAUGCAAUAACUAUUAUGGAGAACUUGAAGAACGAUAG